UCAUAGACAACAAUUCUUCAUCGACUUCUUUGGUUUAUAGCCACGAGGUUUUUAGAAAUAUUUCAAUUUAUUAGUGAAAUAUAAACAAAUACUACAUUUUCUUUGGAUAAAAUGCCACCCAGUAACCCUUUACCACCCAAAGAAAAUGCCCUUUUUAAAAGAAUUUUGCGGUGUUACGAACAUAAACAGUACAAAAAUGGGUUGAAAUUCGCUAAGCAGAUAUUAUCGAACCCUAAAUUUGCAGAACAUGGGGAAACAUUGGCUAUGAAAGGCUUAACUCUAAAUUGUCUUGGACGUAAGGAUGAGGCAUAUGAGUAUGUUAGGAAAGGGCUUCGUAAUGAUCUGAAAUCCCCAGUGUGCUGGCACGUGUAUGGGCUCCUUCAGCGUUCCGACAAGAAGUAUGAUGAAGCAAUAAAAUGUUACCGCAAUGCCCUAAAGUGGGAAAAGGAGAACAUUCAAAUCCUUCGGGAUCUCUCUCUUCUGCAAAUCCAGAUGAGGGAUUUGGAAGGAUACAAGGAUACCCGAUACCAGCUCUUCAUGCUCCGACCGACACAAAGAGCAUCCUGGAUAGGUUUCGCCAUGAGCUAUCAUCUCCUUGGUGACUAUGAAAUGGCCAACAGCAUUCUAGACGCUUUCCGUACAAACCAAAUGAAAGGCCCUUAUGACUAUGAGCAUUCGGAACUGCUGCUUUACCAGAACAUGGUGUUAGCGGAGUCAGGCCAGUAUGAAAGAGCGUUGCAGCAUCUUCACAAGUUCCAAAGCCAAAUUUUGGAUUUGUUGUCCGUGAAGGAAACCUCUGGUGAAUAUUUAUUGAAAUUAAAGAGGUUCAAAGAAGCAGAGUCUGUCUAUGAGGACCUGUUGAAGAGGAAUCCAGAAAAUGUGAUGUACUAUCACAAACUAAUAGAAGCAAAGCAGCUCAGUGAGCCUGAUGAAAAAGUGGCCUUCUUCAAUGUAUAUAAGAAAGAGUACCCCAAAGCGAUAGCGCCGCGCCGCUUGCAGCUGACGGAGGCGGGGCCGGAGGCAUUCGGCCGUCUGGUGGACGACUACCUCCGACAUGGACUGCAUAAAGGCAUCCCGCCUCUGUUCGUGGAUCUCAGAUCGUUAUAUGCAGACCAAAGCAAAGCAGAUACGAUAGAAAAGUUAAUUUUACAAUACAUAGAGAAUUUAUCAAAGACUGGUAAAUUUAGUGCGGAACCGGACGAGGUGGUCCAACCGGCUAGCGCUUUAUUGUGGUCGUAUUAUUAUGCGGCGCAACACUUCGACUAUAAGGAGGACACCGACAGAGCGUUGCUAUAUAUCGACGCGGCUAUAGAACACACCCCGACCUUGAUCGAACUGUUUAUCGUUAAAGGGAGGAUAUAUAAGCACGCGGGCGACCCGAUCUCGGCGUAUCGGUGGCUGGAGGAGGCGCAGGCGCUGGACACCGCCGACCGCUACGUCAACAGCAAGUGUGCGCGCUACAUGCUGCGCGCGGGGCACGUCGCCGGCGCCGAGGCCAUGUGCGCUAAGUUCACCAGGGAGGGAGUGCCGGCCACGGAGAACCUGAACGAGAUGCAGUGCAUGUGGUUCCAGACGGAAGCGGCGCUCGCGUACCAGCGCGCGCAGCAGUGGGGCGAAGCGCUCAAAAAGGCCCACGAAGUUGAUAGACACUUCUCAGAAAUAAUGGAGGACCAGUUCGACUUCCAUUCAUAUUGUAUGCGCAAAAUGACUCUUCGAUCGUACGUCGGCCUCCUAAGAUUAGAAGACGUUCUCCGCUCACAUCCGUUCUACUUCCGCUGCGCAAGAGUCGCGGUGCAGGUGUAUCUGAGGCUAUACGCGUGUCCGCUGCAGCCUGUACAAACCGUCACUACCACAGACACAGAAAACUUGGCGCCCUCAGAACUGAAGAAACUUAGGAAUAAACAGAGGAAAGCGAAGCGCAAAGCGGAACAAGAGAGUGCGCUAGCGGCUCAAGUACAGGUGAAACGCGAGCAGCAUCAUAAGGCGCGACAACAGCAAGAACAGGGCGACCCUGAAGCGCCACAGCUAGACGAGCUUAUCCCAGACAAGCUUGCCAGGGUAGAGGAUCCAUUAGAACAAGCAAUCAAGUUCCUAUUGCCGCUUCGGACGCUGGCGGCCGACAGGAUAGACACACACUUAAUGGCCUUUGAAAUAUACUAUAGGAAAGAAAAACCCCUGCUAAUGCUGCAAAGUCUGAAGCGGGCGUGGCGUCUCAACAGUUCCCACCAUCACCUGCACGAUUGCCUGCUGCGGUUCCACGGGUUCCUGGAGUCCGGAGCCGAGCUCAACCCUCACGUGCUCACUGUACUACACAAGGAGUCCCAGCCGAUGUUCCUCGGUCGCAGCGCGGUGCAGAUGGCGGAGGAGUACCUCAUGGAGACGGGCCAGCAGUCGCAGGAGAGCGCGCUGUGGGGCGCGCGCGCGCUGCGCCGGCUGCGGCCGGAGCGCACGCCGCGCGCGCGCGCGCACGCGCUCGCGCUGCAUCGCCCGCGCACCACGCUGCAGGGUUGCGUGGAAGUCCUAGAGAGCUUACGGGCGGGUGACUUCGGUCCGUGCGAGAAAGAGAUAGAAGAUUACAUCGAGGCCUGCCGUCGCAAGUACCCCUACGCGAUCGCCUUCAAACCCCCCGCCCCCGAGAACGACAACCACGAGGAGGAACCUUUGAAGGAAAAUAACUAAGGUUUUUUAAGACUCCGGGUAUGUCCUUAAUGUCAGUUUUUAGGCCUAAUUUGACACUUGAAUAAUAAGGCUAAUUCGUGACGUCAUAUAGAUACAGUCAACAAUAUAAUUAGGUAUCCAGGUCGCUAUCUUUAUUUAUUUAUUGAUACUGUACCUCUACCAUGAUUAUACAGUGACCGGACUCGCUAGCGUCUGCGUUAAAAAUAUCUAUGAAUAAAUGUACAGCUCCUCUAGUGUUCCUAUAUUGUUUACAAUAAUCUACACUAAUAUGAUAAAGAAGAAGUGUUUGUAUGUUUGGAGUAAUCUUCAGAACUAUUAUAUUGUUUCACCUAAUUAUUCCUGAGUGAUAUAAAGUUUUUUAUUUUCCGAUAUUCCAACGAGAGUGAAGCACGAAACGCAGAUAAAACUUGAUAGGAAGUGACCAUACAGUUACUGCUUUCCUUACGAAAAUUUUUACACCGAGAAAAGAAAACAGAUUCCAACGAGUGUAGAUAAAGGCCCAAGAUGUAGUCGAGGGUUUUAAACGCACCUGUUGAUAAUUGUACUUCUGUAGUUUGGUACUCUUCGUGCACCUGCCUACAAGCAUAAUAAAAUGAUUAAAACAAAAAUUGAAUAUAAAUAUAUUUGUGCCACACGGAUACCUAAUUGUGUUUAGCUAUACAUUGUCAGUUUCCAGUACUUCAUGUAAAACUCUUUUCGUGAAAAAAAAAUUGUAAGACUCGUCUGACGUUUUAAUCCAAAUGUGUUAAUUUAAAAAAAAUCGUGACAUUGUCAAUAUUUUAUUAAUUUUUACUACUUUUUUUUUUAAAGUACUUACAAAGUAAUACUGGCUGGGUGAGGGAUCGCGUGACUAGGACAUGCCCGGAUUGGUUUACUAAGAACACCGUAAACUACUGGAGGGUUUACUCGCAAUAAAUAGGACAUAAUAGCUAAACAAAUAAAUUUGGAAUAAGAAAAACGGGACAAAGAACACCCUACACUUUUUUUUUGUUUUUAAAUCUAGAUAAAUCUGGUUUGAUUUGCCAAUUUGGUUCGAAAUGUUACGAACGAAUACUAUCAUUCAAAAUUUUCGAGCAAAAUGUAUAUUGUCAGUACGCUGACUAGUCUUAAUAAUGAAAUUUUCGUUUCGUUUGCAAUUUCAUAUCCACUUCGAAAAAUUAACAAUGUUUUUAUUUCGUUAAAAAUAAUAAUGGCGUACAAGUGCACUGUCUCUCAGGUAAAUCUAUGUUUGUGUAUUUUUUUGUGUUGCCGAGGGUGUACUAAUAUUAUAAUAAUAAUUAUAAUAGCAUUAUCUCUCUUUUCGGAGCGAAUUACAUUCUUGGCUGUGACGCCCCGAAUGCGGAGUCCGGUUAUUAAAAUUAGAGGAGACACCUUAAAGUAUAUAAGAUUUAUGACCGGCCGUCCGCUUGACUUUAAUCAGAUAUAUUUAGCAAUCUGAUAAGUUUGCUAUCUAUGUGAAGCCUUGUAUGUAUUCUAAAAAUCUCAAAAAAUAAUCAAAAUUUAUUAAAAAAUAUUGUACUCCCCGGUAAACGAAACAUUAACUGUAAACCAAAUUUGUUUAGGUGUUUACAUACAAUUACAUAAUCGUGACAUGUCUGGUUAUUGAUACAAAUUUGAACUUUAUAAUUAAAAAUUCUUACUCAUUACCAAUUUGUUUAUUACAUAUACUUGCAUGCACAGCGCCCACGUUUCAAGCGUGUGUUUGAAUAAAAUAUUGUUUACCAUUCUUAUUUAAGUACUUACCUAAACAAAUCUGUAUAGGUAUUUUAAUGUCAGAUUUAAGUGGAGAGAAAUUUUGCCAAUAAUAUUUACGGUUCAUAAAUUUUGUUUCUUUUUAUUUUAACCAUUGAAUAAUGCUUUUUUUUCAUAGUAUUUUCAGAGUAAUGCAAUUCACAUUCUAUUGCUCUAUGCUUUUUUAUCAGAGAAAGUCAGUUUUCCUUUCGUGUAUGUAUUAUUACUAAUACGUGUACUUACUAUAUUUUAUGUAUACUUAAAACUUAACGUAAGUAUUACUUGAACAAAUGUGUAUUCAUUCAGCGUAUAACUCGUCGUUACAUUGUUUUACCAACGUUUUACGUGAUACGAUGUAAAAUCAAAUAGAUUUUUGUCAGAAAAAGAUUUAAGAAGAGAAAAUAAGCAAUUAAAAUAAGUUUUAAAAGAACUAUAUAAGAAGGUGUGGUAAAAUUUUUGUUUUUUUAAUUUAUGCGUCACGAAAGACUGGAUUUGGUCGCAAUUUUUUUGUUUGUUAAAAUAUUGUUUUUUUUUAAAGGUCUCUCGAGCAAUAGUGUGUAUGACUGACUUUAAUUAUUAAAUGUCAAAAAUACUGUAAAAAAUGCAGUAGAUAUUUUUAUUUAGUAAGUAUUUGAUAAUACAUAGAAAAUUUAGUUUUCCUCUUGUGUGAAUGGUAGCCAAUUGUAAUAAAAUGUAUUUAAAUUCGAAGUAGGUGGACCAACGUAGCCUGAGCCACGUAUACCAAAUACUAUUGACUAGAAUAGACUGAAUCGCCUGAGACAACAAAUACAUAGCAAUAUCAUGUUCCUCGAUUUAGUUUUAAGUUAAAUAUUACCGAUCUGAAGUUAUUAAAAUAAUACGCUGAAAUGUACACAAUUGUAUACCUUUAUUCAAUGCACCUAAAAUGAACAUUUUGAACAAACCUGCUCGGAAUUAUACGACAGGAGUGUUUUAUUCAAUAUUUUAUUUAACACUUGGCGUUUGUGUUCAUCAUUACAUAUUCGGCCUUAUUUUAGCGCUCGGCUUUGUCUUGCGUGAAAAUCCCGCCUGGUAUGUAAUAACCAACUUUUGCACGCUUGUGUCAUAAUGUAAUAUUUGUUACGUUAAGUUAAUGAUACAUUUGUUACGUUUAAUUCCGUAAUCUACAAAAUUACUAAAGCGGCUAAAAUUGACAUAUUUUAAAUUGAUAUUUAUUUGCCUUUUUAUUUUGUUUGGUAGUAUAUUGUCUACAUAAAUGUAGGUAUUAAUUUUGUAUUGAUCAAGGCAUACCCUUUCGACCGUUAUUUUAAUUUUUGAUUAAAGUCAUUGCGUCCCAUUUUUAUUUGGAUGUAAAAAUUAAUUAGUUAUUGUGAUCGUAUCAGUAAAUAUAUCGUAGCCGAAGUAUCUAGUCUACGCUGUCUUGUAAUGACAAUUCAACUAAUAUUUAUACAUCCUUAAAUUCAUACUUUAGUGUACAUUGUUUCAACAUUUAAUAUAAGCGUUUUGUAAUCUCUCUUGAAUUUUCUGUAAGGGCUCGGGCACAGUGGUGACGUGGCCACUAACAAGUUCAUGUGACUGGAUAUUUUUUUCUUUACGCGUUUUGUUUUUGAAUGUCUCAUCCGUGUCAGCACUGUGACCGAGUACAGCUCAACAUAUGGGCUCACAAGUGUUCAUCGUUGUUCGACUUACGUCAUAUUUUAAAAGUUUGUAACGUUCAGUACGUUUUAAUAUCGCGUCAACAUGUGUGGCACAUGUCGUUUCCUCACUUGACACUGCCUACACGAGUACGCUCUGUAAAUAAUUCUUAUAUUUAAGUUUGUACUAUAACAAUAACGUUAGAAUUCUGAAGUCUCUGACUUGAAAUUCAUUGAAAUGACUGCAUGCCGCUAGUGUAGUUUAUGAUAGCGUGGACUUAUUGUAAUCGGGUUUUUUUAUGUUCUGUAGAUAUUCGUGGAGGCCAGACAAUAAUUGUGAAAUAGAAUACUCGCUUGUAAAAAAAGUCGGGCGGCGCGUGCGCUGGCCGCAGUAUGUCCACAGCCUUGUUUCCACUGAAACUAUGCUCAAAUUUUAUAUAAAUAUAAUAUCUCUCAUAUCGGAUUCGUUUUUCUUCAUGCUUAAUUUGGACUAAGAAUGUCGAAUUUGACAGCACUCAUGGAGAAAUCAAAAGCACUAUGGAAUAAUAAUUGAUUUUAUUUUGAUUUUUAAAAAUGAAAUAGAAGCAGAGUAAACUGCAUAGUUAUAACAUUGAUAUGAGAAUGGCCAGGUUUCUCCCAGACUAUAUUUAUUUAUAAUAUUUCAUUUACGAAAUGAACUGUACUACAUUUCAGUGGAAAUGAUAUUACCUAUGAGUUUAGCUUUGCCGCCACGCCAUAGUAGGUACAGUUUGAUCGAGUACCACCUUGUUAAUUUUAUUGUAUUCAAGUCGAGUGAUCGACAUAUUGUCCCUGUCAUCUUGUAAAUAAAGUAAUAAAUUUUAUUUUACAAAUUUAUUCA
This is a messenger RNA of Plodia interpunctella (Indianmeal moth), 6882 nucleotides long. RefSeq names its product N(alpha)-acetyltransferase 15/16 (gene Naa15-16). The coding region runs from base 112 to 2679 and encodes 855 amino acids. Lineage: Eukaryota; Metazoa; Arthropoda; Insecta; Lepidoptera; Pyralidae. The record is from RefSeq and is a predicted model, not a curated record. The transcript has 18 exons. Gene Ontology annotation, molecular function: protein binding. Gene Ontology annotation, cellular component: cytoplasm; NatA complex. Gene Ontology annotation, biological process: N-terminal peptidyl-methionine acetylation.